UGACCCAAAACUCUGCUCUCUUUCAGCCGACAAAGACAUUGACCUUCAAGUCAAUGACAACAAUGAGGCCGUCGUCACGACAACCGCCGCCGCCGUCGGCGCGCGACCGCCGCCCCCGCCCUCCGCCGCCACGACGACGACGACCACAUCGACGCUGGCGGCGCUCCUCAACAACCCGUGUCUUCCGCCGACUCCUCCCUCUUCCAACCAUUCGGGUUCCGACUCCGAGAACGUGUCCUUUCGGAUUUCCGAGAUUCGGCGCAAAUCUGGCGCCAAAACGGCGGUCGCAGGACAACACCAGUCGGCGCCCAAUCACUUGAUUUCCAUUCAGCCGAAGAACGCCAUUCACGGGUCGGCCGUCGUUCUCACGGAAGAGGAGAAGCGCACUCUCGUGGCGGAAGGCUAUCCCAUUCCUCAGCGCUUCCCUUUAACCAAAUCGGAGGAACGGUCGCUGAAGAAGAUUCGGCGCAAAAUCAAAAACAAGAUUUCGGCGCAAGAGUCGCGCCGCAAGAAGAAGGAGUACAUGGAGGAACUGGAGCGCCGCGUACAGGCGCUGGACAGUCGUGUGCGGAGUUUGGAAAACGAGAACAAAGCGUUGAAAAAGGAAAAGGAAAACCAAUUAUUGAAACAAAACUCAAAAUAAGUUUUUUAUUAUAAAAUCUCUAUUUAUUUAAA
This is a messenger RNA of Oppiella nova, 675 nucleotides long. The record is from the annotation of a GenBank genome assembly. Lineage: Eukaryota; Metazoa; Arthropoda; Arachnida; Sarcoptiformes; Oppiidae.